CCACCUCAUUUUCUCCUGCUAUUUCUACUCACAACGAGCUCAUGAAACAGUGGUUUAGGGUGUACCAAGCAGAGAAGAGAUCUCCAAACGUCAAGGUGUAAACAAGGAGAAGUAAGAGGAUAGGACUUGGUUGAUAGCACUGAUGGCAGCCAUGUUUGGAGGAGGACGAGGUGUCUUGGUCACCAACAUCUCCAAGGCCUUCCCCAACCCUUCUCUUUCCCUCCGUUCUCUACCUCACAAGCCCAACCGGCUCCGUUUCCAAUCAGGUCCAAAAUCCUCACAGGCUUGUAACAGUGGGACGGGAGAUGAUAGGGAGAUGAGAGACAAAGCAAAUGAAGCAGCCGAAAGAGCAAGGGAGUCCAUGAAGCAAGGGGUGGAUAUGGCUAAGGAGAAUGCCAAAGCUGCGAAGGAGAAGACCGAGGAGGGAAGCAGCUACAUGGGUGAGAAGGUGAAGCAAACGGAGGAACAAGCACGAGAGAAGGCAUCCGACACCACAGAGCGAGUAAAGGAGACGAUGAAGGAAGGGAUGGACGAGACCAAGGAGAAGGCUGAAGCAGCCAAGGACAAGACCAAGGAUGGAAUUGGAUAUAUGGGAGAGGAGGUGAAGAAAACAACAAGUGAAGGGGUCGAGAAGGUGAAAGAACAUGCCGGCAUGGUGAAGGACAAGACCAAGGAGGGGGCAAGCAAGGUGGUGGAGACUGUGCAUAGCAUGGAGGAGAAGGCGAAGCAGAGAGUGCAGGAUGCAUGGGGGGCGACGAAGGAGACGACGCAGAGGAUUAAGGAGAGUGUGGUGGGGAAGGACGCCGGAGAGGAGCCGACGGAGGAGGAUGUGGCGGCAGCAGGGGAGAGCUUGGAGGAGGAGACAAGGAGGAAAGAAAGAGAGAGGAUGGAAGAUUAAGCAGCCAUUGCCUUAGCACAACCAAGCUGCGAAAACUACCUACUUGCUCUUAAUGUUCUUUCCGAGAUGCUUUUCAAAUGUGUUUCUUUCAUGCAUCCAAGGCAGAACGUAAGUAGUUCAUUGCUGUUUUAUAUAUCCUCAUGACCAGGUGAAAUUUGGGUUUCCAAUUUCAGGUUCUAAUGAUCUGCUAUAACUUGGCAGCAUUGGAAAAAAUGUGUGAAAGAACUGGGCCUGAUCAAGCAUGAGCCUCAACAUGAUGCAUAGUUGAAAUGGAUUUUCUGCUUGUGUUGUGGUCAUAAUUAAUUCAAAAUUGGUUCAAA
Molecule: messenger RNA, 1218 nt
Organism: Phoenix dactylifera (date palm)
Lineage: Eukaryota; Viridiplantae; Streptophyta; Magnoliopsida; Arecales; Arecaceae
Source: RefSeq, a predicted model, not a curated record